AUGGCAGUCUCAUCUAUUCAGGACAGAACAAACGAAUUCAGAUCGGUCCUAACACAAGUACAAAAGCGGCAAGCAACAUCAAAAUCCAGCACACAGAGACAGUCCCUUCUUACGGAAUCUGAGAAGGUCGCAGCAAAUGCUAACGAAAAUGGUGACUCGAAACCUCGCAGAUCAGAGUUUGCAAGGAAAGCUGCAGAAAUUGGAAGAGGAAUUGCAUCUACCAUGGGAAAAUUAGAAAAGCUGGCGCAGUUGGCAAAGAGAAAGACGCUUUUUGACGACCGACCAGUAGAGAUUAAUGAGCUGACAUCGAUCAUUAAACAAGACCUUUCCGCAUUAAAUCAACAAAUUUCAAUGCUCCAGAGCCUCUCCAGAUCCAAACAUACAAAGGCAGAUCAGGAAGGGGAACAUAACAAAAAUGUUGUGUUCCUAUUACAGGGAAAGCUAACGGAUGUUUCUGUAAACUUUAAGGACGUCCUUGAAGUUCGAACUAAAAAUAUACAAGCCUCGCGAGCCCGCACUGAAAAUUUUGUGUCCUCGGUAUCAGCUCACAUUCCUCCCACCAUAUCACAGUCCGCCUCUCCUUUGUAUAGUGCCCCGAAAAGGGGCUCAAUAGGAGCAGGCCAAGAUCUAUUAUCACUAAGUCCGGUUGGGGAUCAACAGCUCUUGAUGAUGGAAGAAGCACAACCUCAAAAUUCUUACAUUCAGCAGAGAGGUGAGGCAAUUGAGGCGAUAGAACGUACAAUUAGCGAGCUUGGUGGUAUCUUUGGUCAACUUGCAACGAUGGUAUCCGAGCAGAGUGAGAUGAUUCAACGUAUUGACGCAAAUACAGAAGAUAUUGUAGACAAUGUAGAGGGAGCUCAGAGAGAACUUUUAAAAUACUGGUCGCGAGUAUCCGGCAACCGCUGGCUGGUAGCCAAAAUGAUGGGAGUACUAAUGAUAUUCUUCCUGCACAUUAUGGGUUCUUAUUGCAGGUUAACCAAAAAAUCCGAUAGUAAUGGAAUACGGAGGAUAAUCUUUCUGUAUUUUCCAGAUUAUGAUUAUUAUCAUGAUUAA
Messenger RNA from Blumeria graminis f. sp. triticale, 1053 nucleotides. Lineage: Eukaryota; Fungi; Ascomycota; Leotiomycetes; Helotiales; Erysiphaceae. The record is from the annotation of a GenBank genome assembly.